AUGGCAAAGAGCCAGAAGUCAAAACACAUAGUGGUGGCAGCGAGCGGGAAAGGGUUAUAUCCUACCGGCACGAGUGCCAAAAAUCGCCACGCAACCAUUCAAAUGGGCACUUUUAAGUACACGCCGGUUGUUUUCAAGCCGCAGCAUUGUGACAACAUAAUACAAACGUUCAAGAUGUCUGAAUACGAUAAUUUACCGGGAGGCGUCUUACAGCUAAAGGGAGGAUCUAACAGAAUAAAAAAAAAAAAGAAAAAAUCGAAAAAAGACAAGGAGAAAGUUGAAUCCAUAGCAAAGGAACUGCUUUCUUCCGAGAAACCUCAAACUCCGAUUAGAGUAGUUGCCAAAACAGAAGCCGAGAGGAAGUUCGAGGAGAUACAGCGUCAACGGCUUGAAGAGAAGGUACAGAAGGCUGCACAGAAGUCACAUCGAGAGAGAGUUGCGGAAUUGAAUCGGAAAUUAGAAGAGAUGACUGAGCACUACGACAUUCCGAAGGUCGGCCCUGGAUAA
Molecule: messenger RNA, 507 nt
Organism: Paraglomus brasilianum
Lineage: Eukaryota; Fungi; Glomeromycota; Glomeromycetes; Paraglomerales; Paraglomeraceae
Source: the annotation of a GenBank genome assembly